AUGUCUGAUAUCAAAACUCCUGGUUUCCAAAGCUCUGAAGUCUUUGCUACUCUCAAGUCUAGCCUUGAAUCUCUCCCUGCUGACAAGAAGGCUCAACUUCUUAAGCAAGUCAAGGGUAUUUUUGAAUUUGUUAUAGAAAACAAUGACAAGAAGAAGGAAACGUUCACAAUUGACCUCAAGAAAGAUGGUACGGUCGUCAAAGGACAAGGUGCUACCAAGGCUGACGCGAUCAUCACUAUCAAAGAUGGUGACUUUGUUGACUUGGCUUCUGGUAAAUUGAACGGUCAAAAGGCUUUCACUUCUGGUAAACUCAAGAUUAAGGGUCAAAUGAUGUUGGCUACCAAGCUCGAUACCGUCUUUAAACAACUUGCCGGUAACAAGUCCAAGUUGUAA
This is a messenger RNA of Rhizopus microsporus ATCC 52813, 393 nucleotides long. Its product is annotated as sterol-binding-like protein. Gene Ontology annotation, cellular component: cytosol. Bases 1 to 393 code for a protein of 130 amino acids. The record is from RefSeq and is a predicted model, not a curated record. NCBI's taxonomy places the organism in Eukaryota, Fungi, Mucoromycota, Mucoromycetes, Mucorales, Rhizopodaceae. The transcript has a single exon.